AUGCCUGGAAUCCCAUUCGGCGCUCUCGACAACCUGAAGGGCAAGCUCAAGGCUGCCUUCAAGAGCCGGGCCGAGAAGAAGGCGAAGAAGGACGCGGAGAAGGCCAAGAAGGACGAGGCGGCCCCGGCGGCCCCGGCUGCUGCUACUGGUGAGAGCAGCACUGCUGCUCCCGCCGCGGCCGCUGGUACCGCUGCCACUGCUGGUACCGAGGCCACCAAGACCGAGACGGCCCCUGCGGCUGCCCCUGUUGAGACUCCGGCUGUUGAGAUGUGCUAA
This is a messenger RNA of Podospora pseudocomata, 276 nucleotides long. RefSeq lists its product as uncharacterized. The transcript has 3 exons. Bases 1 to 276 code for a protein of 91 amino acids. The record is from RefSeq and is a predicted model, not a curated record. NCBI's taxonomy places the organism in Eukaryota, Fungi, Ascomycota, Sordariomycetes, Sordariales, Podosporaceae.